Molecule: messenger RNA, 2118 nt
Organism: Suillus fuscotomentosus
Lineage: Eukaryota; Fungi; Basidiomycota; Agaricomycetes; Boletales; Suillaceae
Exons: 7
Coding region: 1-2118 (705 amino acids)
Source: RefSeq, a predicted model, not a curated record
AUGCAAUUCUCGGCAGCCUAUGACGUUUUUCUAGAAAUCCUCCAUCGCAUCAACCAGCGUCUGCGUCAGGCGCUCAAACGGGAUACCGUCAACUGGCGUAUGUUAAACACAUGCCCUGCAUGCUUUUACAAGCUCGACGAUGAACCUGCCCUCGAUUUUGAAUGGCUGGUAUCAAUUGACGGUAACAAUAGCCUGAAGCGAUGGGACUCGUCCAUCUAUGGUACCACCGCCCGAUCUGAUUCUCGCACAGCUCGUUCGGAUUAUUGGAUUCAUGCUGACGCUGUUGACAAGUUUGAGAAUGAAGUCAAAUCCCGACAAACAGACUUGAGGAAUGAUGACGACUGGGAGGAUGAGCCUACAGACCCGGAUCAUCCGGGAGCAUUCACAUGCGUCAAUCGAUGGAGAAACGCUGGCCCAGACUCACGUAAGAAGAUGUUUGCCGUAUUCCAAGAGUCAGGUAUUUUUAUCGCUUCAUGCCGCCAUCGCUUUGUGCUUCUCGCGUGUGAUAUGAUCCGAAGCGGAGAACUUGCGAAAUAUCUGAUAGCGAUCAUCGACAAACUCCUUACGGUAUAUGGAAAAAAUGGAGGUUGCGCGUACGAUAUCGGUUGCGCAUUCUCGAAGACGUUAGCUAAUAGUACGUUGGGCCCUCGUGCACACGAUCUCGGCUUUCGGAUGAUGGUUGGCGCCUUCCAUGGCCAUGCGCACAAUCGAAGGUGUCAGCUUGACUGGCACCCAAUGUAUAUCUCUGGAACUGGCCAUACUGAGGGCGAGGGUUGUGAGCAUAUCUUCUCUGCAUCUAACGAGCUUGCGCGUAGCACAAGGCAUGCUAACCGUUUUCAUCGCCACCAAGCCAUCGAGGAACAUUUCGCUUUUUGGGAUGCCGAUAAGUAUGCUGCACUUAGUAAUUAUUUGUGGACUCAUUAUCGCGAAGCGUUGAAAUCUGUUCGGUUGCUGACAGCCGAGCUAGAAACUAUCAAGGCCGAGCUACGCCUUAGCGACAACGACUUCCCUGGAUUCUUUGAUCAGGAACGCAUAUAUCUGGAUGGUCUGAAGCAGCCAGCUCCACGAGAUCGACUCUCUAUACGUUACGUUGAAGUACUAGACGAACUCGCUGAAAGAAGAGCUGAAUGGGAUCUCGCCCGUGAAUCUGGCAAUAACGCUCUUAAUGGAGUACAUAUUGGCAGCUUGGAACAGAUGCAUGACGCCCUGAAGCAAGCUCGCAUCCGAGUUAAUUCUUCAUACGCCAAAUUACAGCAUGCCGAGGGGCUUGUUGCUCAUUGCGAAACACUCUUAUCUGUCGAUGAGAGAUGGUUGAUUGGCGGUGACGAAUACAAACGUUUCAAGGAGGAAGCGACACUCGGCAAGUAUCGUACUGCAUUGGAUGAACUCGAACAUUUGGUCGUCAUGAGAUUGUUUGAACUCUCAAAGCUCUCGUUAUCGGGCACAGGAUACAAACUACGUCAACAGAUUAGUAAAGCUUUACAGCGGCGCUCGGACACUAUUCGCAACGCGAUCAAUCGCUACAAUAUCCAGGCUGCUUCCCUCAUCCCACCGAGACAAACGAUCGCAUGGAAAGACAUUGCCGAAUACAGUUUCCUUGGCGAGUUUGACCUUCUGCGUGACUCUCGUACUGACAUCCAAGACAAGGAUUGGGCAAGGCCAGCUCACCGUGAGGCGACUACAAAGUACUUCAAGCUCUGCCGAGCUUGCGAAGAAAUUAUUCGACUCAAUAUUGAAAUUCGCCGGCUCCGAACUGCUAUCCACGAUGAAACCAUUGACACGUCUGCCGUUAUCGACGAACUUCUUGUAGCUAACCCUUUGCUUGCUGCCGAGUUGAAACGCCAGUGGCGCUCACGGGCGGCUAUCAACGCUGUGCACACAUAUCGGUUAGAUCAGAUUGAGAGACUAUUUGGAUUCUCUGGUAUUAGUGGCAUUGGAACUCGCCUUGCGAAUCCUGCGUUCAGCAGACCAGUCAAUACCAACGGUGCUAGUUCCGCACAAGCAGAGAAUCCUGAUUCUUCUGCGUCGGAAUUCCAUGAUAUUGAAGCCCUUGACCGUGAAGAGCACGAAGUGGUCACCGAAGACAUGGCUGAUUUUUUGUACUCAAUAAACGACUGA